Vicugna pacos (alpaca) is the source of this 1630-nucleotide messenger RNA. The record is from RefSeq and is a predicted model, not a curated record. NCBI's taxonomy places the organism in Eukaryota, Metazoa, Chordata, Mammalia, Artiodactyla, Camelidae.
AUGACUUGUUUACUUCGAUAUUCAUUUUAUUGCGACAGUCUGGACUCCAGUCUGGAAACCAACCGCAGUAUCUCCAAGGUAUCUUCCAACCCUUCCUCCAACAUUGACUCAGACAACUACGGUGAAGUGAAUGAUUUCAUCACCCAGAUACCCUCUAAAGUGCAGAUACAAGAUAUUACCACGGAGCUACACUGCCCACUGUGUAAUGACUGGUUCCGUGAUCCACUGAUGCUAAGCUGUGGCCACAACUUCUGCCAGGCUUGUAUCCAAAACUUUUGGAAGCAGCAAGCAGAAGAAACAUUCUGUCCUGAGUGUAAGAUGCUGUGUCAAUAUAGCAGCUGUACAUUUAACCUUGUUCUAGAGAAGCUAGUAGAGAAGAUUAAGAAGCUACCCUUACUCAAGGGCCAUCCACAGUGCCCAGAGCAUGGAGAGAACCUGAAACUGUUCAGUAAGCCAGAUGGGAAACUGAUAUGCUUUCAAUGCAAAGAUGCUCGGUUGUCUGUGGGACAGUCUAAUGAGUUCCUGCAGAUCUCUGAUGCUGUCCGUUUCUUCACGGAGGAGCUUACCAUCCAACAGGGUCAACUGGAGGCAACCCUGAAGGAGCUUCAGUCCCUGAGGAACAUGCAGAAAGAUGCUAUUGCUGCUUACAAGGAAAACAAGCUACAUCUGCAGCAACACAUCUCCUUGGAGUUUCUAAAGCUGCAUCAGUUCCUGCACAGCAAAGAAAAGGACAUUUUAAAUGAGCUCCGAGAAGAAGGGAAAGCACUGAAUGAGGAGAUGGAGCUGAAUCUGAGCCACAUUCAGGAACAGUGUCUCCUAGCCAAGGAGAUGUUGGUGAGCAUCCAGGCACGGAUGGAACAGCAGAACUCCUUCGACUUUCUCAAAGACAUAACAUCUCUCUUGGAUAGCUUGGAGCAAGGAAUGAAGGUGCUGACAUCUAGAGAGCUUAUCUCCAGAAAGCUGAACCUAGGCCUGUACAAAGGUCCCAUCCAGUACAUGAUAUGGAGGGAAAUGCAGCCUACUCUCUCUCCAGGACUAUCUCCUUUAACCCUGGACCCUAAAACUGCUCACCCAAAUCUGGUGCUCUCCAAAAGCCGAACCAGUGUAUGGCAUGGUGACAUUAAGCAGGUAAUGCCCGAUGAUCCAGAGAGGUUUGACUCAAGUGUGGCUGUGCUGGGCUCAAAAGGCUUCACAUCUGGAAAGUGGUACUGGGAAGUAGAAGUAGCAAAGAAGACAAAAUGGACAGUUGGAGUCGUCCGAGAAUCCAUCAUCCGGAAAGGCAGCUGUCCUCUAACUCCUGAGCAAGGAUUCUGGCUUUUAAGACUGAGGAACCAAACUGAUCUAAAGGCUCUGGAUUUGCCUUCUUGCAGUCUGAAACUGACUAACAACCUCAACAAAGUGGGCAUAUACCUGGAUUAUGAGGGAGGGCAAGUGUCCUUCUACAAUGCUAAAACUAUGACCCACAUUUACACUUUCAGCAACAUUUUCAUGGAGAAACUUUAUCCCUACUUCUGUCCUUGCCUUAAUGACGGUGGAGAGAAUAAAGAACCAUUGCGUAUCUUACAUCCACAGUAAUCUGUCAUACUAUUGUAUAAAUUCAGAGCGUUAUUAAAGAGGCAUUGAAAUAGUU